AUGUGGCGUACAGGACCGCUUUGCCCGGUGUCGCUGGGGGGCCCUGAGCCCCUUGACCCGGGUCAGCCCGUGGACGGUGUGGGGGCCCGGGGGGUAACGGCCCCCUUCGCCCCGGGGCUCGGUCUUCUCGGUCUCCCGGGGGGGGAAUUAAACCCCGGCGGGCCAGGGUCGGCCGCACGGUGCGGGAGGACCCCCUCGGGGGGGACCUCUCCCCGGGCGCGCCGGGCCCCCGCCGGGGCUUUUUUUCCCCCCGAGGCGGUGGGGACGGGCGACCGGCUUGGAUCGACCGGGAAGGGCUUGGGGGGAAGGUGGCUGGCGGCCCCCGGCCCCCGGGGCCCUUUUACAGGACCCAUCGUGGAAAACCCCCCGUCGUUUUCCCGGGGGCCGUGGAACAAUGUGCUCACUGCCCCCUUUCCUCCCCCGGGGGAGGGACGGGGCCCCCUCGCCCCCGGGCCGGGGCUGUCGGGGGGAGAAACGGGGCCCCCUUGUGCGCCCCGACCGCGCGGCCCCCAGGGGGGGGGACCGGACACCCUCCACGGCGAAAAGGGCAGCGGCGUUUGUCGGCUACCCCCCCGGACCCGCCCUUUAAAACCGGGGGACCAAGGAGUCUAA
This is a messenger RNA of Cyprinodon tularosa, 612 nucleotides long. RefSeq names its product collagen alpha-1(I) chain-like. The coding region runs from base 1 to 612 and encodes 203 amino acids. The transcript is spliced from 2 exons. The record is from RefSeq and is a predicted model, not a curated record. Lineage: Eukaryota; Metazoa; Chordata; Actinopteri; Cyprinodontiformes; Cyprinodontidae.